AUGACCAACCUAACCACGGUCUCCAUGUUCAUCCUCUGCGGCUUCGCGGUCAGCCCUGAGUUGCAGCUCCUCAGCGUGGCAGCCUUCCUUCUCGUUUACAUCACUGCAGUUUGGGGGAACGUCUCCAUCAUAGCCGCGGUGACACUGGACACCCGUCUGCACACACCCAUGUACUUCUUCCUCAAACACCUCUCGCUGGUGGACAUCUGCUCCACGUCCACCACCCUGCCCCGGGCCCUGAUGGCCACCAUGGUGGGCUCUGGGGAGAUCUCGCUCCCUGCGUGUGCAUCCCAGCUCUUCGCCUUUGUCUGCUUCGGGUCCACGGAGUGCUUCCUCAUCACCUCCAUGGCUUACGAUCGCUCUCUGGCCAUCUACAGGCCCCUGGAGUACCGGGCAGCCAUGAGGCCCCAGACCUGUGUCCUCCUGGUGGCCAUGGCCUGGGGCAGUGGGCUCCUCUUCUUCGCCUUCCACACAGCCAACACCUUCUCCCUGCCCUUCUGCGGCCCCAAUGUGGUUGACCAUUUCUUCUGCGACAUCCCCCCACUCAUGCGCCUGGCCUGUGCCAACACUGACACACACGAGGCCAGCGGAUUUGCAGCCAGCAGCUGCACCAUCAUGAGCUGCUUUGCCCUCACUGUCCUCUCCUACGUCCGCAUCUUGGCCACGGUGGUUCGGAUCCGCUCGGCAGCCGGCCGCAGGAAGGCCUUCUCCACCUGCUCUUCUCACCUGGCCACUGUGCUCCUCUUUUAUGGCACUGGUAGCUCCGCCUACAUGCAGCCCACUGCCCGCUACUCCCCGCUGCAAGGGCGCCUGGCUGCUGUCUUCUACUCCAUCCUCACACCCACCCUGAAUCCGCUCAUCUACAGCCUGAGGAACAAGGACAUGAAAGGAGCUCUGCAGAAGCUCUACCUUCAGGUGCCAUCAUAG
Choloepus didactylus (southern two-toed sloth) is the source of this 927-nucleotide messenger RNA. Its product is annotated as olfactory receptor 5V1-like. NCBI's taxonomy places the organism in Eukaryota, Metazoa, Chordata, Mammalia, Pilosa, Megalonychidae. The record is from RefSeq and is a predicted model, not a curated record. Gene Ontology annotation, molecular function: G protein-coupled receptor activity; olfactory receptor activity. Bases 1 to 927 code for a protein of 308 amino acids. Gene Ontology annotation, biological process: G protein-coupled receptor signaling pathway. The transcript has a single exon. Gene Ontology annotation, cellular component: membrane.